AGUCUGAAGCAGACGUCAACAUGCGGAGAUUUCAUAUCAAAAAAUGUUUUCCUAUUGUAACAAUCGGUAUUUAUUUAGUUUUAAUUAUUCACGUAUAUGAAUCACAAAUAUGGCGGCCACAUAGGACAUUAAAACAAACACAAGUAAUCCGAAUUGUGAAGAAAAAUAUAUUAAAAUACAACGACAGAGAGGAUAUUGUAUGUGUAAAUUUCAAAGGACGACUCGGAAAUCUUAUGAUUGAAUACGUGUUCCUAUACAUAAUAGCAAAGAUUAAAAAGCUAUAUCCUAUUCUUCCAGAAAAUUCAGAAUUGGUUCAAGUGUUUAAUAUUCAACAUACUACACUUUCGGCAAUAAAAAGACUCCCGAACGCAUGUUCAAAACUACCUCUACACAAAGAAAGAUGGGGACUUUCAUAUGAUGAGAAUUUGCUCAGUGUGCCGUCUUCCAAAGGAGUGAGAUUUGAUGGCUACUUUCAAUCAUGGAAAUACUGGAUAAAAUAUGAAGAGGAAAUUCGAAAUAUUUUAACUUUCAAAGAAUCAAUACGGAAAAGAGCAUACACUCAGAUGAGGGAUAUCCUAAAUCAGAUGAAGUUUAUUGCAAAUAAGAAUAACGUUGUAGUUAGUGUACAUAUUCGAAGAGGGGAUUAUGCAACAAUCGGGCAUUAUAAAUACGGCAAACUCACACCAACAGAAACUUACUAUAAGAAUGCCAUGGACUAUUUUAAAAAGAGAUAUCGACAUGUAGUGUUUGUUGUUGGUUCUAAUGAUAUUGAAUGGUCUAAAAGGGCUUUAGCAACCGAAAAGAAUGUUUACUACUCAACAGGGAAUUCAGCAGCAGAAGACAUGGCCCUGCUUUCUCUCGCUAAUCAUACCAUCAUGUCUGUGGGAACUUUUGGCUGGUGGAUUGGAUGGAUGGCGCGAGGAAUCACUAUUUUUUAUAAGAAUAUCUUUAGGCCCGGAUCUGAAUUUGCCAAAGAGUUCCGAAAUAAUUCCAUUGAUGACUUCAUUUAUCCUGGGUGGAUUCCAAUGGAGUAAAAAUGAAAUGUAUGUGAAAUACCAGUAAAGAGGAAAAUAAACCUAAGUAUCAAUAAUCCACCAACCCGAAGGGAUCAAUUGACAAUGGUUUCGCAUAUUUUUGACAAUGUUUCAUUAUUAUUUUCCUUUAAAUGUAUAUCAUUUUUAGAUCGAGUAUG
Saccostrea echinata is the source of this 1192-nucleotide messenger RNA. RefSeq names its product galactoside alpha-(1,2)-fucosyltransferase 2-like. The coding region runs from base 21 to 1034 and encodes 337 amino acids. Gene Ontology annotation, biological process: carbohydrate metabolic process. The transcript is spliced from 2 exons. NCBI's taxonomy places the organism in Eukaryota, Metazoa, Mollusca, Bivalvia, Ostreida, Ostreidae. The record is from RefSeq and is a predicted model, not a curated record. Gene Ontology annotation, molecular function: galactoside 2-alpha-L-fucosyltransferase activity. Gene Ontology annotation, cellular component: membrane.